GCGGUAUUACUGAUAUUAUUCGCGUCGGGAAGAAAACCGCGAUAAGCUGGCUUUCGAUCAAAUUAAACUAUAAAUUCUGUUAACGAAGUUAAUGUAACUUAAAUUUUAAUAGAAAAUAUUCAGAUUAUAUAUAAUUUAAAUUUAUCUCUAUCCUCAAAAGAGAAUAUAUUAACUCUUCGAGCGUAUUGUGGUGCAAACGUGCACUAUCGAUUUCUUCAAGAGAUGAUUUCUUUUCGGAAUACAAUCAAAUGUAGAUCAAUUUUUCACUCUUUUAUUAUUUUCAUAUAGUUUUUUACAGUAUCACCGUCAAAUUUCUAAUCUUCUUCUUUUACAUUAAAAAAUAAAUUAAAGUUAAAAAAUUUAAUUUGAUCAAUUCGCGCGCGCACGGAGUAAAGUUAUAAGUCGAUAACAAUCGUUGGUGCAAAUUUAUAUCUGUAUGCUCUUGGUUUCGCCCGCCAGAUGUGUGCACUCGAAGGGUUAAUCGCGAGUGGUCGUCAUCGACCUCUGUUUUCACAGUUUGCGUGGUAUAUACUUUCAUUUUCCUUCUCACAUUAUUUACUGACACUUAUUCGCGUCGGGAAGACAAUUGCGAUUGGCUUGUGUUUGAUAAAAUUCUAAUUCGAGUUUUGUCAAUCGGAAUAAAUUUAAUUUAAAUUAAUUAAACGUUUAAAUCAAUAAAAAUUAAUCAAAAUAUUAAUUCUAAUUAAUCUUAAUUCUCGUUACCGCAUUAAUCGUUGACAUUAAUCUUGCCGAAGACCUCUUAAUAAUAAGCAGAGUUCAGCUCGAAGCAUCAAAGAUGAACGAUAGGCAUUCGCGAAAGUUUUCUAAUCAAAACGGGGACCUAUCGAUCUCGGCCACCCAAAGAUUCGUUUUUGUACUUGUUUUAUUCGGGGAGACUUAUUAAACCUCCUUCAUCGUGGAACACAAACGCGAUACCACGUCGAACACAAACGAGUCGGAGAAUUCGACGCGAGGAGGAGAUUGUGAGCGAGCGCGAAUAUCGGUGUUCCGAUACCGAUAACGCCCGGAACGGAGGCUGCAAUUUAUCGUCGCGCAAAGGUCACCGCGCGAAUAUCACGGGGGAACGAGCAACCGCCAGGAGAGAGCCGUAACAAUUCGUCCUCGUUGUUCACGCGUCAAAAUAUUGGCAAGAUCUCAAAUCUCCGAGUUCGGGGGAGAUCGACGCGCGAAACCGGCGCCAACAUUUGAAUUUAUCGUGUCAUUCUGCGUGUUACAAUAACACGUCGAAUGUCGCAGUGGUGACGCCGGCGGUCGGAACCAUGAUACCAUCGCGUCUCAUUGACACGUCGUUUUGGUUUCCGUUGAUUGCGCAGUUAAGCUUAAUUGACGAUCAAAUCACUGAAGAUACGUAAUUCAUACACGACGCGUCGUGUUUCUUGUAUCUCGUUUCAUUGGAUGUGUGCAACAAAAUUCGAAUUAAUUCGGAAGAAUAUUAUUCAGCUAGCAGCCUUUUGCUUCUCAAGUGUCUGUUAUAUAAUAAUAUUUUCCAUGACUUAUUUUCUAUUCUCUUAUUUAAUUUAGAUACGCUUGAUUAUAUUUUAUACGUAACUUUAUGAGACGUGAUUAUAAUAUGUAAGUAAAGGAAGGACGAGAAAACACUGAUUGCACCGAAUAUCGUAGAAGUUAUCGAUGUCAUCGAGGAUCACGUGGACUUUGUGAGGAAUAUGUGUCGGUUGGUCGAUGUUGUUGGGUCUUAUUAAUCCACCGGCUAAACCAUGCUGUCGGAAUGUGGCGGAUUAGUGCACUUCAAGAAGAGACUAAAGGCGCGCAUGCAACGGUCUCGAGAAGAAAUUCGUGUCUUCGGAGGAUAAGAUGAGCAAGAGCGUAGAGUUACUCGCUGGAUCGGAGGACAGUGAGCCAGUACCCGCGGAUAACUCUCGCGUCCAAGAGAGAUCCAGACUGAAUCUGAACGGGAGUCGUCAGCUCUCGAAAAGCGCCACGGAGCUCCGCGACAGCGAGAUCGCCAACAGUUCGCCAUCGAGGCGCGGUGGUGGACCGAGCGAGUCCGGCAGCGUCGUGCAUCAUCAUCGGCAUCGUUAUCACGCUACGUCGGUGGCGCAGCGCACCCACACCUUCUUCGCGACUCUCAAGAGUCGCUGGGCGCGCAGUCGGAGCAAGGAGCGAAAGAAAUCCAAAGAUGCCGGCAGCGUGCAGUCGCAGGACGCAGCCCAGCUCAAGAAUCCCGGCGUCGAGUCCGACUAUGCCGCCGAUUACUCCUCCGAGCACAGCAGAAGCUCCUCGGCCACCCAGAGUCCGGCGAGGCAUUGCCUCAAUCACUCGGAAUCUCCACUGGCGCGCGGCGGCAGAGAGAAGGUCAUGGCCAUGCAAGAAGACAGCGCCGGGAAAUGCGGCGAGGGAUUCUCCAAAGGAUCCCUGAGCUUUCAGAGCCAGAAGGAAGGGUCCAGUGACGGACCCCGGGGCUCUGUGAGCCAAGAUGGCGGGGAGUUCCUUCAGGACGAGCUGGUGCGGAGGAGAGAAAUGGCAUUGCGGCAACACGCUUUCUUCCAGCUUCGCUUGCAUAUAAGGAGAGGCGCGAAUCUCGUUGCAAUGGACAGAUGCGGCGCUAGCGAUCCUUACGUGAAGGUGAAAUGUUCUGGGCGACUGCUACACAAAUCACGAACCGUUCAUCGCGACUUAAAUCCGGUGUGGGACGAAAGCGUGACCCUGCCCAUAGAGGAUCCCUUUCAGGCGCUUACUAUCAAGGUUUUCGACUACGAUUGGGGCCUGCAGGAUGAUUUCAUGGGAGCUGCUCAGCUGGACCUGACGCAGCUGGAGCUUGGUCAUCCUCAGGACAUCACGUUAGAGCUCAAAGAUCCGAGCAGACCGAAGCAGCAUUUAGGCGAAAUCUAUUUGACGGCUACGCUUUGGCCGCGAAAUCAGCAGGAAAAAGAGCAGUAUUUUCAGAGGACCAAUCGAUUGGCGGACGUAAAUAGACGGCUGAAAUCGCAGAUAUGGAGCUCGGUGGUGACAAUCGUCCUCGUGGAGGCGAAGAAUUUGUUGCCGAUGGACAUAGACGGUUUGUCGGAUCCAUACGUCAAAUUCCGGCUCGGCACGGAGAAGUACAAGUCGAAAGUCGUUAACAAGACCUUGAAUCCGGUCUGGCUCGAGCAGUUCGACCUGCAUCUUUACGAGGAUCCGUAUCUGGGGCAAGAGCUAGAGGUGACGGUCUGGGAUCGGGACAGGAGUCACAACGACGACCUGAUGGGGAGAACAGUGAUCGACCUGGCGGCCCUCGAGCGGGAAACUACGCAUCGGCUAUGGCGCGAACUCGAGGACGGUUCAGGCAAUAUCUUUCUGUUGCUGACGAUCAGCGGCACCACCGCCAGCGAGACGAUCAGCGAUUUGGCCGCGCACGAGGACACGCCGUUGGAACGCGUGCAAUUGAUCCAGAGAUAUUCCAUCUUGAAUACCCUGCAGAGGGUACGCGACGUCGGCCAUUUGACAGUCAAGGUGUAUCGCGCACAAGGUCUCGCGGCGGCCGAUCUUGGCGGAAAGAGCGACCCGUUCUGUGUUCUCGAGCUCGUGAACGCUCGAUUACAAACGCAAACGGAAUACAAGACUCUCGCGCCGAACUGGCAGAAAAUUUUCACUUUCAACGUCAAGGACAUCAAUUCCGUGCUGGAGGUAACGGUGUAUGACGAGGAUCGCGAUCACAAGGUGGAAUUCCUCGGGAAAGUGGCGAUACCAUUGCUAAAGAUUCGCAAUGGUGAGAAAAGAUGGUACGCAUUGAAAGACAAGAAGCUGAGAGGUCGUGCGAAAGGGAACUGCCCUCAAAUCCUGUUGGAGAUGACGGUCAUGUGGAAUAUAUUCAGGGCGUGCGCGAGGACGCUCAAUCCGAAGGAGAAGAAGUACAUGGAACCGGAAGUGAAGUUCAAGAGACAAGUCUUUCUGCGAAAUGUUCUACGGCUCAAAGCUAUUAUCGUCAUAUUCAUCGACAUAGGAAAAUACAUACAGAGCUGCUGGGAAUGGGAAAGCAAAAUGAGGAGCGUCUUCGCCUUGGUCAUCUUUAUCUUUGGAUGUUACUACUUCGAGCCGUACAUGAUACCGGCAGUGGCGUUGUUGAUUCUUCUCAAGUACUACCUGGUCGCUGUGGUGACGGGUGCACCUUUGAUUUACGCGACCUCGCAGUUUCAAGAUCACGCUGAGAUCGGAUCGGAUGAUUGUCCGUUGACGCCAGGGGACGACGACGAUGACGACGACGACAAGGAUAAGGAGGAGAAGAAGAGCUUGAAAGAGCGCUUGCAAGCGAUUCAAGAGGUCACGCAGACCGUUCAGAACUCGAUCGGCUACAUAGCCAGCUUGUGCGAAAGAGUGAAGAAUCUCUUCAACUUUACGAUCCCUUACUUGAGCUACCUGGCGAUGAUUUUGGCGAUCAUCGGCGCGGUCGUGCUCUAUUUCAUUCCUGUCCGAUACCUGAUUCUCGCCUGGGGUGUCAAUAAGUUCUCUAGGAAGAUCCUCAGGCCUCAUUCCGUGCCCAAUAACGAGCUCCUCGAUCUUAUAUCUAGAGUGCCUGAUGACGAAGAGCUGCUUAAUUAUAGAGAACUGAAACCCGUGCCGACGGCGGAUUGCGAGAAAGGCGGCAUCUCGGGAAGCCCCGGCGCGAACACGACGCGGAGAGAGCAGAGGAAGAGGCACAAAGUGGCGUAGCAAAAUCUCCCGCGGCCGGAAGUCGCGGGUCCACGGUCGUCCAGUUUCCUCAAAACAGUCCUGCUGCGCCGGAAGCAACGUCAGCGAAAAGGAUCAGCGGAGAAUGCGGAUGUGAUCGACAUAGACUGAAUAUCUUUCGUUUUGUAUCCCUCUCCCUCUCCCUACACGCCGUGAAAAUCUCGAAUUCAACCGGUAAUCGGUCAGUGGCGGAGCUGCGUGGUGUUUCUUUCUCGAGGGAGGGAGCGACGUGAAAGGGAAGAAAAUUAUCGAUCACGAAACGUCUAAAACGCUGAGAAAAGAACGCGGACACGGAUAAUAUAUUCGUAAAUGAGAGAGAAACAGAAUGAUUUUCUUCUUUUUUUUAAUACAAAGAAGUUGACGUGUACGAAGUGAAAUGUGCAGCGUAAAGAUACGCGAAGGACGAUGAUAUUCGUAUGUCAGUCCGACAGAUCCGAAGAAACACGCAUCGAAUGGAAAAUUAUCCAAUACUGAAUUAUACUUCCACGUAAAUGUAUAACAGCGAACAUUUUACACAUUUUUGAUUGCUCCGUAUUUCUGUGCUACUGACGAUGAUAUGUAUAAAAGUACAAUCAGCGAAGAAGUCCGCCACAACGUUUCGAUCCUUUUACUCUAUCUCUAAUCAUUAUCAAAUCUCUAAUAAUUUUUUAUACAUUAUUCGUAUUUCUGUGAAAGCAGUUAUACGCGUAGAGUUUCUGUAGUCGAAACUUUAAAAUCGUAAAUCUACAAGAAUUCAAGGAUACAAAUAUUUUAAAGAUUUGAGGAUAGAUAGAGCACGUAAGCGUUCUGAAAACUGGACAAUGAAAGCAAUAGCACGUAGCAUAAAAUUGUGAGUAAAAAAAUUACAAAAAGUACACAAAGAUCUUCCAAGAAUUAUUUAAAAAUACUAUUAACGAAAAUCUUGCGGAUUCACACCCGCUUUUUCGUGUGGUUCCUUAAAGUCGUCUCUAAAGUCUCUAAUCUUUGAUCUUGAAGGACUUAAUGUUGCUCUAUAUACUCUGUAUACAUAAUCCUUAGAUAAAUUUCUUCGUAUAGAAGAGAGAAUGACCUUAUCAAGAGAGAUGGUCGAUUUUUUCUCCAGAUUUUCGACGGCACUCGAAUCGAACAAAAGUGCUGCUGCUUCUUCUUUGGUUGUACAAUUUAGACACGAAUUCUAAUAGCUUUUUUAAGAUGAUCUAGUCCUGUGAGAGAGAAGGAGAGAGAAAGAGAGAGAGAGAGAGAGGAGGUUGGUCAAUUUUGAAAGUAUUUCAUUAAAAGGGAGGACUACGUUUCGAGCAUAUCAAAGACGGCGAGGAACGUGUGUUCUUGUAGAAUAUAUUAGUUGACAAACCUUGACAGUAACGGAGCUAGAUAUCUAAACAAAAUGCGAUGACGUAUCCCUUAGGGGAACGCCUAUCGGUCGUUUCGUCCAUCGGUGUCGUUAGUUAGCUGUUAGAUAUUAUUACGCGAAAGAAAGAUUUCGAGAGCAAUUAGAUAUUUUCUGGGACACAAAUCGAGCUCCAAGGAUACUGUGAAAAAUUACAUACAAUUGGAUCUCGCGAGAAAUUAUAUUAGACUUGAUUUUUACGUUAAUUCUAAGUUCCACCGCGUUUCCACCUGUAAAUACCGAAGCUAAAAUUUCUGCUGCCAAAUGUCCGCUUGAACAUUUGGUCUUUUAUUUUAACUUCAGCCUGUGAACUUUCUUUAUUUUGUCUAUGGUGAAAUCGUGAAAUUGUACCGUCGCGUUCGUAUUUUCUUUUUUUUUUUCAAAAGAAUUACAGAACUUAGUUCACAGAAUUGUAAUGGUAUGCAAUGUGCGUCUCGUACGCUUCGGAUAAAACAAUUCGCGACCUAAAGACUGCUCUGAAAAAGCGAACGUGUGAAAAUAUUUGGAGAAGAAAGAUCUUCCAUUUGCUUGUUCAAACGCAACGACAAUGAUAAUUAGCGACAUAGCUUCCUUCUUAUAAUAUAGUUUGCUUCUCUUAACGAUAUUCUCGCGGGGUGAGAAGUUAAAGCAGCUAUUUUGCAUUAAUAAGGAAUACGCGGCGGAACUUUUGCGCCGAUUCAAUAUAUUCGCGCAUGCGGUUAUGCGAGGUAGUAUACACACGUAUGCAAUAUAUAUUGCCCGCGCGGUUGUUCCCUUUUUGAAGCGGCUGACGUUAUUUAAAGUCUUUGUUCCAACGCACAGUUUUACGUGUCGAUCGCAGCAGGAAAAACAGGAGAUUAUUUUAUAUGAAUAUUUUUGCGUCGUUGUCGCCAUCGAGGAAAUAAUUACGUUGCGAGGACGAGAGAGAGAAAGAGAGAGAGAGAGAGAAAUAAGUCGGUUGCCUUUUCCACUGGAAAUCGUCCAACGUGUGCAUUUUUACAGCGACAUUUCGCACUCGGCUCUGUAAUUAGAUAAUACGGAAAAUGUACGGAGUGUUUCAAAAGUGUCCAGUUAAAUCAGUUAUCGGUAUUUUCUAAGUCGUACUGCGACAACAAAACACACUAAAUAAAGGUAAAACCGGGUGCAAAUGCUUUCUCUCUUAUAGCUGCAGCCAUCAAAGUUAUAUAUUUUAUCGUUAUUACACUAUGUGUAAUAUGUCUUAUUACAUUUCUUUUGUAUUACACGUUAUCGUAUUUGAA
Odontomachus brunneus is the source of this 7290-nucleotide messenger RNA. RefSeq names its product multiple C2 and transmembrane domain-containing protein (gene Mctp). Gene Ontology annotation, molecular function: calcium ion binding. NCBI's taxonomy places the organism in Eukaryota, Metazoa, Arthropoda, Insecta, Hymenoptera, Formicidae. The transcript is spliced from 13 exons. Gene Ontology annotation, biological process: regulation of neurotransmitter secretion. The record is from RefSeq and is a predicted model, not a curated record. Gene Ontology annotation, cellular component: synaptic vesicle membrane. The coding region runs from base 1834 to 4668 and encodes 944 amino acids.